This is a messenger RNA of Aphanomyces invadans, 2375 nucleotides long. RefSeq lists its product as hypothetical. NCBI's taxonomy places the organism in Eukaryota, Oomycota, Saprolegniomycetes, Saprolegniales, Verrucalvaceae. The record is from RefSeq and is a predicted model, not a curated record. Gene Ontology annotation, molecular function: acyltransferase activity. The coding region runs from base 56 to 1609 and encodes 517 amino acids. The transcript is spliced from 3 exons.
GCGAGGCACAAUUCGAAGUGUCGAGUCAACUUGAGGAGGAGAUCUGCCGACGAAGAUGGCGAAGUACCCGAAUGGCUUCCGCGAAUGCUGGGGCGACUAUCGCGAAGAAGAAGACUUGGAAGUCGCGACGCAACCUCUGUACGCGCACCAGAAGUCUCUCCCGAAGCUGCCUGUGCCCACUUUGGCUGACACUUGUGCGUUGUACUUGCAGACUGUUCGACCGCUCACGACGGACGCAGAGUUCGACGCCACGAAAGCAGCCGUUGAUGCGUUUCUCCGAGGUCCGUUGGGUCCUACCUUGCAGAAGCGCUUGGAGGAACGGGCGGCAUCUCGUCCAAACUCGUCGUACUUGGCGGAAUGGUGGAACACAUUGGGGUACCUUCAUGUCCGCGACCCCGUUGUGUUCAACGUGAGUUACUUCUUUCACUUCAGCGACAGCGUGCAUCUCGCCCAGCGCUCACAAGUGGGUCGCGCUGCAUCGUUGGCAGUGGCAUCGAUGGCAUUUCGCAACCAAGUUGCCACUGGCACACGCCCACCAGAGACCCUUGGCAAGGCCAAGACUCCGAUGUGCUCGACCGCGUACAAGUACAUGUUUAAUGCGUGCCGUAUUCCCCGUCGCGACGCCGACUCUUAUCGGAUCUACGACCCAUCCACGAACCACCACGUUGUCGUGAUGCGCCACAACAAAUUCUACAAGGUCCAUCAAGGCGCAACUCCACUUUCCUUCUUGGAAUGGACGUUCAUUCUGACGCACAUUUUGAAUACGGCUGGAUCCAAGGAGUCUUCCAUCGGUGUGCUGUCUUCCGAAGACCGCGACGUGUGGGCUGAUGCGCGCGCGCAACUCUUGACCGAUGGCAACGAAGCCACUCUUCGCGACAUUGAGUCGGCCGUGUUCUUGCUUUGCUUGGACGACGAAGCCCCCACUUCUCGCACGGAAGUUUCGCACGCGCUGUGGCACGGCAAUGGGCGGAACCGCUUUUACGACAAGUGUAUUCAACUCAUCGUGUUUGGCAACGGGAAAGCAGGGUUACUGGCAGAGCACUCCAUGUUGGACGGGAUGGCGAUGUCCGUCUUUGCCGAUUUCAUCCUCACGGGGCUUCGCAACCAAACGAUCGACCUCGGCGACUCGACGCUGACACAUGCGGCGCUCGUGGCGAGACUACCGGCGGUGACGCAGCUCCAGUUCCAUGUGUCGACGGCGACAUUGAAAGCCAUUGCCGCGGCGGAGCGCACGUUUGAUGCGACGGUGGCCGCCCACGAAGUGCACGUCGAGUCGUUUUUUGGAUAUGGCCACCACGCGAUCAAGACGUUCCAGUGCAGCCCAGACGCAUAUGUCCAGCUUGCAAUUCAACUAGCCGGCCGAAAGCACUGGGGCAAGGAUGUGGCUACAUACGAAGCGACUCAAGUCCGAACGUUUUUGCACGGGCGAACUGAAACCACGCGCAGCUGUUCGAGUGCGACCAAGGCGUUUGCGGAUGCCAUGGUGCACACUAGUCCCGUGGACCAGCUCCAGGUCAAGGUGCGUAGCAUUGCACGACGAUGGUUGAGCGCGCCGCGUUCGUUUGGCACGUGCUUGAAGCCUCACGUCCACGCGUCUCCAUCGUGCUGACGUAGGCGGCGCUGUGUCGCGAUGCGUGCGCCGCACACGUCAAGUACAUGAAGGUCGCGGCGCAAUCGAAAGGCGUGGAUCGACACUUUCUUGGACUGCGCUUGUGCAUGCAGCCUGGCGAGUCGGCCGCGAUCUUUGACGACCCCGUGUUUGCUCGUUCCAAGUACUGGCAGAUUUCGACGAGCCAUUUGACCCACGAGCUGUUUGACGGGUGGGGAUGGGGCGAGGUUGUGCCCGAUGGCGUCGGGAUCGCGUAUAGUAUCAAGAGGAACUCGGUGCACUUCAACAUUGCGUGUCGAAAGCCCACGGACGGCAGCGGGCUGUCGACGGCGCGUGCAUUUGGCCAUUUGCUUGAAGAGAGCUUGCUCGAGAUGCGCCAUGUGCUGGAAGCGGACCAAGCGCUCAAACUGCCAGCCAAGCUGUAGAAGAAGGCUACGUAUAACGCAGACCGAGCGAUAUAUCGAGUGGUCGUCGAAAUCGAUCGAGUGCUGCCGUGUUUCGACUGUGCGAGUCUCAGUGGUUCCUCGAUCGAUCGGUCGGUCUCCCUCGAUCAUCGAGUCUGCGUCGUCCGCAACGAGGCAAGCAGACCCUUCCUUUCUACACCGCCGUGACGAUGUGCGGAAUCCACAGAGAGCGGUGAGCAUGACGGCGGAGUCGUCCCUUCGGCCAGAGAUCAUCAACUACAUUCGAGCGCAAAGCAAUAUGCAUGGAUGGUUGGAUGGGGGCGUGUGCGAGCGCGCUCUGCCAUGAAUGCCCCGGUCGUUCG